AUGGGUGGUGGCGGCGGCGGCAGUACGAUUGGCGGCGGCAGCGUGCUAGGCGGACACGGCACACUAAUGAGCACGGCGGGCAUGAGCAAUAGUACGGUUGGCGGUGGCGGUAUGUCUGGUAUGGGAGCUCCUCCUGGCAGCUUGUUACACGGAGGUGGGGUGGGCGGUGCUAACGGAGCGCCCGGCAAUGUGGGCGUCUAUGGCAAUGGCAAUGGUGUUGGUGUGGGCGCAAGUGGGGGCCAGAGUACAGCGCCCGGGUCGGUAAUAGACUCGCGGGCUGUCUCAGUGGUGGUUACUUUGCCCGGCGGGCAGGGCUCCCAGCAUCCGGGGCAGGCAUUGAGCGACUACGGUCCCAUAUAG
Molecule: messenger RNA, 360 nt
Organism: Scaptodrosophila lebanonensis
Lineage: Eukaryota; Metazoa; Arthropoda; Insecta; Diptera; Drosophilidae
Product: acanthoscurrin-2-like
Exons: 1
Coding region: 1-360 (119 amino acids)
Source: RefSeq, a predicted model, not a curated record